Messenger RNA from Schizophyllum commune H4-8, 1432 nucleotides. Its product is annotated as NAD-dependent glycerol-3-phosphate dehydrogenase. Lineage: Eukaryota; Fungi; Basidiomycota; Agaricomycetes; Agaricales; Schizophyllaceae. Gene Ontology annotation, biological process: carbohydrate metabolic process; glycerol-3-phosphate catabolic process. Gene Ontology annotation, cellular component: cytosol; glycerol-3-phosphate dehydrogenase (FAD) complex. Gene Ontology annotation, molecular function: NAD binding; glycerol-3-phosphate dehydrogenase [NAD(P)+] activity. The record is from RefSeq and is a predicted model, not a curated record. The coding region runs from base 126 to 1235 and encodes 369 amino acids. The transcript has 8 exons.
CAAGCCCCCUCCGCAUUCUUCGACCAUCUGCAACCUGCUCGAUCUAUAGGACUCGUCUAGCUCCCCCAUCGUCCAUUCGACACAGAUCGAACCACACCUACUCUGCCCCCACCUUCAAGUUCAGGAUGGCAUCCUCGAAGGAGGUCUCUGCUGAUCGCUCGCGCGUCUGCGUCUUCGGCGCCGGAAACUUUGGAAGCUGCUUGGCUGAUCACCUCGGCGACUCGAACCACGAAGUCUUCAUGUGGGCUCGCGAGAAGGAAGUCAUCGAGACCUUCAACGCGUCCCAUCGUAACCCCGUCUACCUCACCGAUCAUGCAUUCUCCGAGAACAUCACCGCCAUUGGCCCUGACUUCCCUGACGAGGCGUUCAUCGAGUCUAUGGAUGUGCUCAUCUUCGCGAUCCCCACGCAAUUCCUGAGGCAGAGCCUAGCCACCCUUCAUCCGCGCUUCAACGAGAAGCAUCAUCCUUUGCUUGUUUUCGUCAACAAGGGUAUCGAAAUUGGCACGAAUGCAUUGACUUUGGAAAUCAUUACGGAUACCUGCGGUCCCGCAUUAGCCAAGGCCGCGACCUUCAUCUCCGGACCCUCCUUCGCGAAAGAAAUCAUUCAACGCCAGCCGACCUCGGUCUCUGUCGCGUCCCUUACCGAGAGUGAAGCAGAGAAGACCAGUACACUAUUCCAUCAACCUCACUUCCGUUGCUACACUGGCUCCGAUCCCAUAGGCCUCGAGCUGUCAGGUGCACUCAAGAACGUCUAUGCCAUCGCCGCUGGAAUGUCGGACGGUUUGGGAUACAAGAACAACACUCGGGCUAUGAUUAUCACUCGUGGUCUGGCGGAGAUGGCCCGGAUUGGGACGGCAUAUGGCGCUUCGCCCUUGACUUUCCUUGGCCUAGCCGGUGUUGGAGAUUUAUUCCUCACCUGCAGCUCUUCCAACAGCCGGAACUAUACCGUUGGAUAUCGCUUAGGCCAGGGGGAGUCGCUGGAUGAAAUCGUCAAGACCCUGGGAAGUGUGGCCGAAGGUGUUUCGACGGCAAAGGGUGCGAAGGCGAUCGUCGACCAGAUGAAGGUUUCGGCGCCCAUCGCGGAAAGCAUCUACGAAGUGCUCUAUAAUGGCUUGGGAGUGAAAGAUGCAAUCCGGUACUUGAUGGAGCUGCCGCCCUCAAAGGAGCUGGACCUUCCGAAGGCCCCACACGGGCCUGCGAGUCGCCUGCUGCAGAAGCUAGGGUUGGACGAGUGAAUAGGGCGUAUGAGCUUGGUAUUAUCGAUGGCCCCGAUAGGUGCGGGUUGCGGCGGGCCUGCGUUCCGCGCGCUCGGCUGAGUCAAAGAGUGGACGCCCUAGCUUUUCGGGGGUCCGACGUAACCAAUGAUGUGUCAGGGAUUGCGGGCGAAGUAGGGGUAUAGCUAGCGACUGCAAAGACGAGAAUUUCUGGACAA